GUUUUUAGUGUAAAACCAUCAUGGAAUCCUACAGUAUGUAUUUUGUUGGUGUUUGUCAUAUACAUAUGGAACUUGACCAAGGUUAUGCUUACGUACUUUUUAAGUUGCGUUGAGACAUUUUAACAUUGUCUUAUAAUUGAAAUCCAUAAAUCAACAAAAAAAAGAUUCGAUAAAGAAUAUUGAAACAUUGGCUUAAUUGUGAUGGCAGCGCAGAUCUUCAAUAGGAUUGGCCAGUUAGGCUUAGGUGUUGCUGUCAUUGGAGGAGUUGUAAACUCAGCACUAUAUAAUGUCGAUGGUGGACAUAGAGCAGUGAUAUUCGACAGAUUUGCUGGAAUCAAGAAGCAAGUCGUAGGUGAAGGGACACAUUUUUUCAUCCCAUGGAUCCAGCGCCCAAUUAUAUUUGACAUCCGAUCCCGACCGAGGAAUGUGCCUGUGGUCACUGGCAGUAAAGAUCUGCAGAAUGUUAAUAUAACAUUACGCAUCCUGUUUCGUCCAAUCCCAGAUCAGCUACCACGAAUAUACACCAUAUUAGGCGUGGACUACGACGAGCGGGUUCUUCCAUCCAUUACGACAGAAGUGCUGAAAGCUGUGGUUGCACAGUUUGAUGCCGGUGAGCUGAUUACUCAACGAGAAAUCGUCUCGCAGAAAGUCAGUGAAGAUCUGACAGAGAGAGCUUCGCAAUUUGGGGUGAUUUUGGACGAUAUUUCUAUUACCCACUUAACAUUUGGCAAGGAGUUCACCCAAGCUGUGGAACUGAAGCAAGUGGCUCAGCAAGAUGCUGAAAAAGCACGCUUUCUCGUAGAAAAGGCAGAGCAACAGAAGAAAGCGGCCGUCAUCUCGGCAGAAGGAGACGCGCAGGCAGCCAUCCUACUGGCCAAGUCCUUCGGAGAUGCUGGAGAGGGCCUGGUGGAACUGAGGAGGAUCGAAGCAGCAGAAGACAUAGCGUACCAACUGUCGCGUUCCCGACAGGUGUCCUACCUCCCCUCUGGACAGAACAUCCUGCUGAACCUCCCCACGCAGUAGGGUGCUUGGUGUGUUUGUUGGAAUGGUACCAUGCCAUCGCAAGGGUUAGUUCACAACACACUGGCAGUGCUUCGGUCGGGCAAUCCAACCACGUGAACAAACUGUUACAAUGUUUGCCAUGCAUUAGUUUCUGCAGCUGGCGCAAUUGAAUUGUCCUUGUACAAAUAAUAAACACUUUUAUAAUUAAAA
Messenger RNA from Bacillus rossius redtenbacheri, 1212 nucleotides. RefSeq names its product prohibitin 1 (gene Phb1). Gene Ontology annotation, cellular component: membrane; mitochondrion. The coding region runs from base 202 to 1023 and encodes 273 amino acids. Gene Ontology annotation, biological process: mitochondrion organization. Lineage: Eukaryota; Metazoa; Arthropoda; Insecta; Phasmatodea; Bacillidae. The record is from RefSeq and is a predicted model, not a curated record. The transcript has 7 exons.